Messenger RNA from Esox lucius (northern pike), 9365 nucleotides. RefSeq names its product serine/threonine-protein kinase WNK1-like. Gene Ontology annotation, biological process: intracellular signal transduction; positive regulation of sodium ion transmembrane transporter activity; protein phosphorylation. Gene Ontology annotation, cellular component: cytosol; cytoplasm. The coding region runs from base 682 to 6507 and encodes 1941 amino acids. The record is from RefSeq and is a predicted model, not a curated record. Gene Ontology annotation, molecular function: ATP binding; protein serine/threonine kinase activity; potassium channel inhibitor activity. The transcript has 27 exons. NCBI's taxonomy places the organism in Eukaryota, Metazoa, Chordata, Actinopteri, Esociformes, Esocidae.
UACUUUAGCUACUUGGUUAUUCACUUCCUGGUUAUGUAAUUUGACAUACGUUAUUCAGAUAACUUUAAUAACUGGAGUUGCUGGUUUAGCUGCCCGCCAUCAAGCAAAAUAUUUUACGGCAUCUAACGUUAACUACAUCUAGCUAACUGCGCAGACGCCAUGGAAUGUUGUUGGUGAUCAUGCUAACGGUAACUAACAAACGUUAUCCAACGUUUGUUCAUUUUCGCCGUAUCUGUGACACAGGAUCUCAGCUGGGAGUGUGGUCUCCCGUUGCCUGCAAAGUGAAGCUUGGUGUCUGCUUUUGAGUCUUGCCCACCCCCCCCACCUGGUGGUUCCUUAUGCUAGAUUGCAGCUGUAACCAGUGUCUUGCAGGAUGGAUGGGGUGGAUCUAAAAGGUCCCGUAUGUCAGCAUCAGCGCUUCCUUUUCUGUUACCGUGUGUCCAUUUACAAAAGAACACCUUUUCUCCAUCCAGACUCUAAACUUUGUAUGCUGUCUAACUGUUUUUAAGUACCAAGCACUCAGGUACAAAUACGAGAUCUUCAAAACAAGCCUCUGUUUAGCAAGGUUUUCUAUUUUGGACCAGAUAGAUUUCAGUUUCUUUCCAACGCCUACAUGGAGGAAGUUUGAGUUGUCUUGUUCCUGUUGAAUCGUGUCUGCUCACAGUUGCCGUGGGUGGUGGGAUGUCGGAAAAGCCCAACGACAAGAUGGUGAAGUUCCUGGCUCCCGCUUCCAAGAGCGGUAAUGGUAAUGGAAACAACGGUUCUAGUUCGGACUCCCUUGUUGGUGAACGGAUGGAGGUGGCGGUGAGGAGGCGCCACCACACCAUGGAGCGCGACCGCUGCAAUGCAGAACAUCGAACCUUCUUCCGACGCAGCGUCAUCAGUGAUUCCAACGCAACUGCCCUUGACCUUCCCUUACCUGGUAAAAUCCCAGUCGAAACACCCCUAGUGCCCUGCGUGCAGGAGGUCCUUCCUGCUGGUGCAACCAUUUUCCCAAGAGUAGUACCCCGUGUGACUGUGACGGAAGAGUCGACAGAGAGCGAAGGAGAAGUGAAGGUGGUUUCUGUAGUUCAGAAGGCUGCUGUAGUACAGGACAUCUGUGAUGGGGAAAUAGUGGUGUCUCAGCCAGCCAACAUUGUAGCUGCCCAACCGCCAAGCCAAACAACAAACCGUGGGAGUGAGGUGAAGGAAAGAGAGGUGGGUGAGGAAGGCGAGGAAGACAAGGAGAAAGCCAGGGUAGAGGCUGAGCAGAGAGAGGCAGAGAAGAAGGUGCAGGAUGACAUUGAGGAAGCGGAGACAAAAGCAGUGGGAACGUCGCCGGAUGGUCGUUUCCUCAAGUUUGACAUUGAGAUUGGACGUGGUUCCUUUAAGACGGUUUACAAGGGCCUGGACACAGAGACCACAGUGGAAGUGGCAUGGUGCGAGCUGCAGGACCGGAAGCUGUCCAAGUCAGAGCGCCAGCGGUUUAAGGAGGAGGCGGGCAUGCUGAAAGGGCUGCAGCAUCCCAACAUCGUCCGCUUCUACGACUCCUGGGAGGCCCCUGUUAAAGGCAGGAAGUGCAUUGUGCUGGUCACAGAACUCAUGACCUCCGGAACACUGAAAACGUAUUUGAAGCGCUUCAAGGUGAUGAAAAUCAAGGUUCUGCGGAGCUGGUGUAGGCAGAUCCUGAAGGGCCUCCACUUCCUCCACACAAGGGCCCCUCCCAUCAUCCACAGGGACCUGAAGUGUGAUAACAUCUUCAUCACGGGCCCCACCGGCUCUGUCAAAAUAGGAGACCUGGGACUGGCCACGCUGAAGAGGGCCUCUUUUGCCAAGAGUGUCAUAGGUACCCCUGAGUUCAUGGCGCCUGAGAUGUAUGAGGAGAAGUACGACGAGUCAGUGGAUGUGUAUGCCUUUGGGAUGUGCAUGCUGGAGAUGGCCACCUCAGAGUACCCAUACUCCGAGUGCCAGAACGCUGCACAGAUCUACCGCAGAGUCACUAGUGGGGUGAAGCCUGGCAGCUUCGACAAAGUGGCCAUUCCCGAAGUGAAGGAGAUCAUUGAGGGAUGCAUCCGACAGAACAAGGAUGAGAGGUACUCUAUUAAGGACCUGCUGAACCAUGCCUUCUUCCAGGAGGAGACAGGGGUGCGUGUGGAGCUGGCUGAGGAGGAUGACGGAGAGAUGGAGGCCAUCAAGCUGUGGCUGAGGAUAGAGGACAUCAAGAAACUGAAGGGGAAGUACAAAGACAACGAGGCCAUUGAAUUCUCCUUUGACCUCAGCAAGGAUGUCCCGGAGGACGUGGCCCAGGAGAUGGUGGAGUCUGGAUAUGUAUGUGAAGGGGACCAUAAGACCAUGGCCAAAGCCAUCAAGGACCGGGUUUCUCUGAUUAGCAGGAAGAGGGAGCAGAGGCAACAGGUGAGAGAGGAGCAAGAGAAGAGGAGGCUCGAGGAGGAGCAGGGCCAACAACAAUUGCAGCAACAACAGCAACUGCAGCCGAGCCAACCACUACCAGGGGUCCAGUCUGGUCUAGAGGCCCCACAACCAGCCCAGCCUCAGGCAGCCCCCCAGCUAGGCCAACAGGCUGCUUCCUAUGUCCCAGCACAGCCCACUCAGCUGCCAGGCCAGGCCAACCUGCCGAUGGCCCAAUACAUGCCCCCCCAGACAGCACAGGGGGGUUCCUAUAUACCCCAGCCUACAGGGCAGCUACCGCUCUCUGUCCCAUUAUCGUCCCAGGCUCCUGUGCAUCCAGAGUUGGAGGCUCCAGAGCUGGACCCUCAACAGACUGAGAAAGAUCGAGUUCAGGUUUCUUCCAUCCUUUCAGAGACCCACCCAGUUCAGCCAGUGGUGUCAUAUAGCUCUCUUCCCAAUCAGCAACCUCAACCACAGGCCACAUACCCACAGGCUCCGCCCUCUGUCCAAACCAACCAAUCCCAGCAGUCCAUGGUGGUUUCUGGUGCCCAGCCUGCCGCUGUUGUUUCUGGGCCUCCCAGUUCCCAACCUGCACCUGGGGCUCCACAACAGUACGGAGGUUACUACCACCCAUCGCUCCCCACUAAGGUGCCUCCCACCUCUCAGCCUGUUCCUCCCCUGCACCUGCAGCAGCCACAGCUAGAGGGCAUCAGUGCACCUCACAGCCAGAGCUCAGCACCAUCACCACUCCUGCCUGCAGCCCAGCAAACACAGUCAUGGGCCAAUGAACCUAGCCCUAUCCUGUCUCCUCCAAUCAACGCAGAGCACCUCUACUUCCUCUAUCAGGCUACAAACCUAUCUGUGCAGCAGGCCCCUGUGAGUGUUUCUCAAGCAGGCGAGCCAACAGCAGGCCAGACAGCUGUGGGACCUCAGUCUGUGGAGGGUUGUCUGUCAGAUGCAGCGUCUGGCCUGAGUGACGGCUGUGAGGGCGUGUCAGGAGGUAGACACGAGGGCCGGUCCAUGAUCAAGCGGCAUCAGCGGCGCUCCGUACGCAGUCGUUCCCACCACGAGAAGACCACCAAGGCCAAGCUCAAUGUUCUCAACAUCUCUAACAUGGGGGACCGGGUGGCAGAGUGCCAGCUGGAGACCCACAACAGGAAGAUGGUGACCUUCAAAUUUGACCUGGAUGGAGAUAAUCCUGAUGAGAUUGCUGCGAUCAUGGUUGUGAGUGAGUUCAUCCUGGAGAGCGAACGUGAUUUGUUCAUUGAGCAGGUUCGUGAGGUUAUCGAAAUGGCGGACGAUAAGGGAGAGGGCCUGAAAGAAGGCUACACUCAACCGCCAUUUACUCAGAUAGUGAUAGAUGACCCCUCACAGCAGUCUGACAUGCACACUCCUCUGCCUGGUGUUCUUCCCAGCGUUGCUGCCCAGGUUGUCCACUCUGCUGGUCGCAGGUUCAUUGUCAGCCCCGUCCCAGAGUCCCGUCUGAGGGAACAGUUCUUUGGCCCUUGCUCUGCUAACACCUCGUUUGGGGACGAGCUGCCACCAGUGAGUUUGGGUCUGUCCCUGUCAGCCCCCUCAGGCCGCCUCCAGCAGGCCUUCACUGAGAUGAGGCAGAUGCAUGGGGAGAGACGUGCUACCAUGAGCAACAUAGCAGAGUCACACCCCAGCAUAGUCCCCUGUCCCCAGGCUGGCAUGCGCCCCUCCUCCCCUCCCUUCCUGGCUCCCCAAGACCCUACAGCCCCCACCAUCUCAUCCUCAACUCUACCUCCAGUCUCUGUCAUCCCCUCUGGGUCCUCCUCCCUUCCCCCUUGUCAAGUUGCCACUGGGAGGGUGUCUCCAACCCCAGCCCCUGUAACCACUGAUACAACCCCACAUUUCCAGCCAGGCUACCAACCUGCCCCAGUUACAACCACUCCCCUGGCUGCGUCUCAAGACAUCCCGGCCUCCCUGCCUCCAGCCUCUGCCCCCGUACCUCCUGUCUCUGGAGCUACACCCUGCUACUCUGAAACUGUGCCCAGCUCAGAACAGCAGUCUGCCGCUAACCCUGUUCCUAUCCAGUCCUCUCAACUUAUCAGUUCAUCUGGACCUGGCACUCAGCCCUCCUCGUCCCAGUCUCAGCCAGUCCCUACCUCCGUCCCUUUGGCACAGGCCCUGACCCCCUUUCCACCCUCCACCCAGCCCUCCCAGCCUGUGGACUCCGAUGGGGGAGAGUCCCAAUCCAAGGUCCCUGGUAUUGAUGACAUCCAUGCCCUGGAUAAGAAGCUACGCUCCCUCUUUAAAGACACUUCCUCCGCUGAGGCUGGCAACACGGGGACCACCUCUCCACCCACAGAAACAGUUUCCCCUCCACCUGGUGCAGCCCUGGUGCCCCCCUCCAACCUGUCCCUCACUGCAGGGGGACAGGGCACUUCAGUCACCAGUUCCGUCCCUGGACAGGAUGUCACUCCAGGGGGACUCGCCCAGGCACCCUCAGAAAAGCCUGGUCAAGCCACCAGAGCACAGGCAGGGACACCUACCUCUGAGCAACUGCCUCCAUUCCCAGGACCAAACCAGCCUGUGGGAAGUCAAGACGGCCAGCUGAAGAGAGCUCCGAGUCCAGAGACCGUUCCAGUGAGCAGCGGGGCUGUCCCUCCCGCCACAGGGGUUGUAAAAUUGGGACGCUUCCAGGUCUCCGUUGCAUCAGAUGCAGGCAACAGCAGCACUCCAGACCCUCUCAACAUCGCCUCCUCUUCCUCCCUCACCCCCUCAUCCUCCUCCUCUUCAUCCUCCUCUUCCUCUUCCUCCCUCUCCAGUCCGGAGAAUACUCUCCACCGCUCCUCCUCCCUCUCCAGAGGGGUCAGAAGAGGAAACUCUGUAGAUGGUCUCUCUACUGUCCCAACACAGCCCACCACCAUUGGACGUUUCCGGGUGUCCACCAGUGCCAGUCUUAGCUCCGCCUCUAAAGUGGGCCGUUUCUCAGUGACACCAGCGACAGCAAAUCCUACAGACCUAUCAGCAUCUAGCCACUUCCAUCAGAACGGCCCAUCCUCUUCAACGAUGUCUGAUCCCCAAAAUUGCAAUCCCGCCAUGAACAACAACUUGUUUCACAGUUACAUUAGCAGCGACAACGAGGACGAUUCUGGACCAGAAGAUGAGGCCUUCCAGAUGGAAAUCAGCCGCCUUCGAGAGAAACACAUGAAGGAGAUUCAGACCCUCUACUCCCGUCAGAAGGAGGAGAUAGAGGCUCUGUUCACCAAGCUGGGUAAACCACCUCCUUCGGCUGUCCUCUCCCCAGCUGUGGCCAUGGCAGGGGGACGACGAAGGCCCAAGAGCAAGACUAGCAAAUUGUCCCGAAGCAGUGGCCAGCCCAGCCCCCUGCACUUAGGAGCUCCAGUCUCAGGCCAAAGCCCCCAAGCCUCCCCUCCUAAGCAGACGACUCUCCCCACAGCUGGUGUCUCUGAAUCAGGCAGCCAAACCUCCCUCCAGAACCUCAAAUCCUCCCCCUCUUUGCCUAGCUUCAGCACCUCCACCAUGGGAAUCACUGGGACCAGUUCAGACAGCGGAGCGAACCCCAGUCAGUCCCAGCUAUCAGGCCCUAAUGUAGCCCCGGCCUUAACACAGAGCCGCAAGGGCACAUUCACAGAUGACCUGCACCUGCUGGUUGACAACUGGGCCCGAGAUGCCAUCAUCCUUUCCCAGGGCAAAAAAGGACCCAAGGGGCCAGCCCAGGGACCUGGACACGAUAUCCCUCUACACAUCCCUCCACAAGCUAACAUGGGCAGGAAGUUCUCAGCCCCUGGCCACCUCUGUCCUACCCUACCUAUCACCACUGCAACAGCCCUGACAGGCGCUCAUCUACCCAUCACCACCAACCCCUCCAUCCCCCUAUGCCAGCGUCAGGGCUCUUUGGCUGCGCCUUCCCAGGGUUUUGGCUAUGGAACAGCCCCCUACAGUGCCCCCCAGUGGCCAGGAAGUGCAGGUUCCUGUCAGGUGGGUCUCCUGGCACCCACCCAGCCCCUGGCGCAGUACCAGCCCCAGGUGCCCUCCUCAACCUCAGCUCCCCUUCAACAGGCCUUUCACAUGGGAGCCACCCAGAAACCUGUCAGCAACCCCGGAGGUCCCAACCUGAGGCCUACGUAGCCCAACCUGCUGCCCUGGACCUGGGUUAGUCAGGCUGGGCUGAUGGGGACUGAGGGAGAUUGGAGGAGAGCCAUAGGAAAACCACUAGCACUCUCUGAUGUUUUGUUUGGCUGGCUGGCUGGUUGGUGUGGUGGAAGAAAAAAUAUGAAGUGAGAUCAGAGAGGAGACUGUGGUUAAGUCUGUUCAGACCGAGCAAGACAUCUGUCUGUUGGAGUGAGGGAGAGUGCAAUACAUACCCAUAGCACACUAAUCACACCUUUACCCAUACCAGGGCCCAUUUCUGUCUGCCAGUGGCUGUGGAAUCAAUCUGUGAUUGACAUUUGGGCUGGUCCAAAAAAAGCCAUGGACCAAGGGUCACCAACUACAAAGAAGAUAUUUGUUGAAAGCACCAUUGUGAGAUCAUUCCCUUGAAGUAGAGGGUAAGGAAGGGGAAACUUCUUGACUGUACCUGGCCUUAAGUGUAGUUGUGCUCACAGGUGGAGAGAAACCCUGCGAACACACAUGCCUCCAAUCUCUGGUUGAGAUUCAGGGGUGUUUUAUAGUAAGAUGUCUUGGUGAGCUAUAUUAAUUGUGGGUAACAUGUUUGUAAAAGUAUGAAGAAAGAAGAGGGCAAGUAAAGAUGUAGAAGAUAGAAGUGGUAGAAUUAUAAGAAAGGUAAAUGAAAGUCUGUCAGAGGGUUAUAGUGGGUAGCCAAUACAGUAAGAUGCAAUAAUAGCAACGUGAGUAAUGGAGUGAGCAGUGGCCUUACCGAAGUAUUUCACCGUUUUACAACUUGUUGUCAGAUGGUUCUGCACACUGAAGUAGUCUAUGGGCCAAGAGAAACUAAUACAUGGUUCAGUUUUUUUAAACAGCCCAGAAGUUGUUAAAUAGUGAACUUCUCCUUUAAACCCCCAAAAUAUCUUUGUAUACCGAUACAUUUGGUAAGGAUUCCAUGGUUAUAUUUUACGCUCAUACCCUCUGAGCUGGUCCGAUGUGAUGUUGUGACUGGCUGUGUUUGAGACCAUCUUAUGUUAAUGUGAGUAUGGACCCUUUUGUAGAUGGUGUUUAUCAAUUCGUACUUCACCUUUUGUGUCCAUGUUUUGGAUUUAGCCUGACGUGAAUAACCAUGAGUGAUUUGGGUUUACACCUUAGUGAUUGGUUAGACUCAUUGACUGAAACCUGUCAGUGGUCUGUUUUGGGCUUUAGCUACUGUGAUCUUUAGUGUGCUUUUGGUUUGAGACCAUAGCUGUAUUGUCAGUUGUCUCUCACCUCACCUAGUGAACUGCAGUCAGACUCUGACCAGAGUUAUGGCCCUCUGCACAGUUCUGGUUAGAAAGGUUUUACAUUCCAGAGGCAUAUGGAUGCUAUCAAUGGAUACUACUGGUAUAUUAUCUAGAGAUUGAACAGUGCAUGAUAGCCUCUUACUAUUACAACUUCUCAAAUGUCUCAACCUUAUUUCCUAUUGUUUUCAAAUCAUGACAUUGUCAGGGUUACUCUUUGUGUUCAUUUGUGUAUAUUUAAAUAAAAAAGCUAAAUAGAUUUUCUUUAUGGACUUGUAUUCAGCCAUCAGAUUUUGAUGUUGUUUCACUGUAAUUAUUAUAAAAGGUUGUUAAACAACGUGUAGUUAAAGGAAUAUAAAAGUGCAAUUGCAGGGUUACUAUUGUACUCAGUAACACAAGGGAGUAGUCCUUUGCUUUUUCUGCUCUUAUACAACAACCUGUCCUUUUCUGUUUUACUGUGUAUAUAUUUAUAAAGUAAAAGGGUUGCAUAUGAAAUAAUUAUUCACAUACUGCUCCAUCACAAUAGAGUACUAGUCUUGCUAUAACCCACUCCCACAGUAUACACUGACUGCCCUGUAAACGUAUGUAACUCUUUAGUGCCUUGCAUCCUCACUAAGAGAAAUUCCACCAUGUUAACUGAGCCCCGCUGUUCUGACGGACUUAAGUCCAGUGACUGAAAGAUAGAUUAACUACGGACCUGUGAGGUCCAUCAGAAACGGUUUCAGAAACGUAAAUGUGUAAUGUGGAGGUUAUAACAAAUGGACUAGAAGUCUGUGUCCAGAGAGACAAGUGAUGUUCUUACACACGACUGAUUAAUAGACAGCAGGGCACACUGGGUUUGCAUUAAAAAUCUAGAGUCAUCAGCAGAACAGCGUUUCUUUUUGUGUGUAAGCUGUAUAUCCUAUACUGGUUAUGGAAUACGGUGGGCGAUUUGGGGAGUUCCUGAAUGAACCAAUCAGAAAAGUGUUGCACAGCAGCACUUGUUUUACGUAGAGGAGAAAACUAAACAUAUUUCUCCCCAUUGGCACUAUUCCUUGCUCCUUUGCCACCUCACAUGAUAAGUGCCAUUCCCCUCACUACAGCUACCACCUCACCUACCCUUGCCUGGAUUGAACAACUUCUAAAUUCUCUAGAGAAUAUUAAGUUACUGCAAUGCAGAAUAUGCAAUGUUUCAAGUUUUAUAGGGAGUGAUGGGAAAUGGAUAUGUUCACAUACCGAGGGUUGUUACUGACUUGACGAAGUGUUUUGAUAUUGGGAAACCCUAGAUCCUACUUUUUUCUUUGUUCGUUAUUCUUUGCCUUGCUCUGAGUCCACAGUGCCGAUGUUGGUUUGCCAUUCACAGCUGUCACAGGCAAAUGUUUCAGUUAGUCUUACAAUAUCUGCAUUUCUGGAAGUUUGCAUGUUAACCGAUUUUAGAACUUAGACUUACCUAGAACACAACCCACCAAUCCACUGUACAGCCCAUGGUAAUUUAUCAUAUUAACAGUAAGUAGUUAUUUAUCCUCAAGUAGUUGGAAGAUUCUCUUGGCACAUUCUCUCAUCACUUAAAAUUACUAAAAUAAGUUAUUUCAUGUUGUUUUCUUGGAUUUCUGUCUGUUU